AUGACGGUGUCUUACACUCUCAAAGUGGCAGAGGCGCGCUUCGGAGCCUUCUCUGGCCUGCUCCUCCGCUGGAGGGGCAGCAUCUACAAGCUUCUGUACAAGGAGUUUCUGCUGUUCGGUGCCUUGUAUGCUGUGCUCAGCGUCACCUACCGGCUGUGGCUGACCCAGGAGCAGAAGCAUAUUUAUGCCCAGGUGGCCCGAUACUGCAACCGUUCAGCAGACCUCAUCCCUUUGUCCUUCGUGCUGGGUUUCUACGUGACUUUGGUGGUGAACCGAUGGUGGUCUCAGUACACGAGCAUUCCACUGCCGGACCAGUUAAUGUGUGUCAUCUCAGCCUGUGUGCAUGGCGUGGACCAGAGCGGCCGUUUACUACGCCGAACUCUCAUCCGCUAUGCCAACCUGGCGUCGGUGCUGGUGCUGCGAUCUGUCAGCACCCGUGUGCUCAAGCGCUUCCCCACUAUGGAGCACGUGGUGGAUGCAGGUUUCAUGUCUCAGGAAGAGAGGAGAAAGUUUGAGAGCUUGAAAUCUGAUUUUAACAAGUACUGGGUCCCUUGCGUCUGGUUCACUAACCUCGCCGCCCAGGCCCGCAGGGAUGGACGAAUCCGUGACGACAUCGCUCUUGGUCUCAUACUGGAAGAGCUGAACAAGUACCGCGCCAAGUGCAGCAUGCUGUUUCACUAUGACUGGAUCAGCAUCCCCCUUGUCUACACCCAGGUGGUGACGAUAGCCGUUUACUCCUUCUUCGCCCUUUCCCUGGUCGGCCGACAGUUUGUGGAGCCGGAAACAGGGGCUGCCAGACUUCAGGAGCCUCUGGAGCCAGCCAAAGAGGUCUCUCCAGCCCUGGGGGACCCGGACAUGUUUGUGCCUCUUACCACGUUGCUGCAGUUUUUCUUUUACGCUGGUUGGCUCAAGGUAGCCGAACAGCUCAUUAACCCCUUUGGUGAAGACGAUGACGACUUCGAGACCAAUCAGCUCAUAGAUCGAAACCUGCAGGUGUCCCUGCUCUCGGUGGAUGAUAUGUACCAGAACCUGCCUCCUGCUGAGAAGGAUCAGUACUGGGAUGAGGCCCAACCUCAACCACCCUAUACGGUGGCCACAGCCGCUGAGUCACUGCGUCCUUCCUUCUUGGGUUCCACUUUCAACCUGCGCAUGAGUGAUGACCCUGAGCAGUGCCUGCAGGUGGAGGCGUCCCCAAGGUCCGACCUGCCAGCAACCGCCGCCCAGACCCCGCUGCUGGGCCGCUUCCUGGGCUCAGGAGCGCUCUCGCCUGCUAUAAGCCUACGGAACUUCGGGCGAGCACGCGGCGCCCCCAGGACCCCGCACCUGCUCCGCUUCCGGACCGAGUUGGGCGGUGAGGAGGCUGCCAGCCGUAUAGAUGAGGCUGAGGAAUCUGGCGAUGAAGCCCUGGAACCUUGA
This is a messenger RNA of Peromyscus eremicus (cactus mouse), 1416 nucleotides long. RefSeq names its product bestrophin 4 (gene Best4). The transcript has 9 exons. Gene Ontology annotation, molecular function: chloride channel activity. Bases 1 to 1416 code for a protein of 471 amino acids. NCBI's taxonomy places the organism in Eukaryota, Metazoa, Chordata, Mammalia, Rodentia, Cricetidae. The record is from RefSeq and is a predicted model, not a curated record.